Messenger RNA from Mucor velutinosus, 3993 nucleotides. RefSeq lists its product as uncharacterized. The transcript has 4 exons. Gene Ontology annotation, biological process: regulation of transcription by RNA polymerase II. The record is from RefSeq and is a predicted model, not a curated record. Gene Ontology annotation, cellular component: MOZ/MORF histone acetyltransferase complex. Gene Ontology annotation, molecular function: protein binding. NCBI's taxonomy places the organism in Eukaryota, Fungi, Mucoromycota, Mucoromycetes, Mucorales, Mucoraceae. Bases 1 to 3993 code for a protein of 1330 amino acids.
AUGUCUGGUAUAAAGAAUAGAACGUAUAAUAGAAGAGGCAGACCACGAAGAAACAACGUAACAGCUCUGCAACAAUAUCAUCUUAAAGAAACGGCUCUCGCUUCAGACGCACUAUUUGAUCUCGAUGAAAAUCAGCCACUCACCAUUGUGCAGCCUGCAAAGAAGGCAUCACCGCUAUCGUUAGCGUCAGUCUCUUCGUCCCUGGCAUCUUCGAUUGAAGACGACACUUUUGAUAAAGAGUUACCUACAGUAACUGAACGCGACUCAUCAUCAGCAUCAACAGCAGAGCAUCCCAUCAACUCCGAUGUCUCUCAUCUAUCAGAUAUCAAUGUCAUUGCUUUUGAAUCAUCAGAGCUUUCAUCAGAAGAUGAUUCUAUCAACACAGCUACACCACCGCCACUGCCCACACACACAUCCACUGUAAAUACAUCCCAAGGCGUUAAUCUGGAUCAGCUGCCCAAGGUGCACUUUGUAAAGGGAAAUAUGGAUGAGGACAACAAUGGAUUACAUGAUGAUGCAGACGAGGAUGAAGAAAUAUACCAGCAGGAGCAAUUAGCCCAAGAAGAGCAAUUGUUGAUCCAGCAUUACCAAGCACAGCACCAAAGCAGCUCCAGCAAUAGUGUAUUGACAAGUAACAACAAGGACAUCUUGAAGCUGAGCCGCACUUUUAACCGACCAGAAAACCAUUAUAUUCAUUACAACGAGCUCUCCGACGUAGAGCUAUACGACUCUGUUGAAUAUGACAUGGACGAGCAAGAUCAAUGCUGGCUUCGAUUGUACAACAAGGAACGACGCAAAGAGUUGUCAGGCGACAUUUCCCCUUAUUUAUUCGAAUGCAUCAUGGACAAAUUAGAAAAGGAAUGGUUCAACUUGAUCAAAGAUACACCAAAACCUGAAACGGAGCAAGUGUUACUGCCUGAAGAUUCCGCUUGUGUGGUAUGCGAUGAUACAGAAGUGGAGAACAGCAAUGCAAUUGUAUUCUGCGAUGGCUGCAAUGUAGCUGUUCAUCAAGACUGCUAUGGCAUACCGUACAUCCCUGAAGGCCAGUGGCUGUGUAGAAAAUGCAUGAUCUCACCCGAAUUUCCAGUAUCUUGUAUCUUUUGUCCUAACGAAGGUGGCGCAUUCAAGCAAACAAACACCAACCAGUGGGGACAUCUGUUAUGCGCUAUUUGGAUCCCAGAAGUCGGUGUCAGUAAUACAAUCUACAUGGAGCCUAUUGAUCAGAUUGAGAAUAUACCCAAAAGUCGUUGGAAGCUGACAUGCACCCUAUGUCGAAAGAAACAAGGCGCUUGCAUCCAGUGUGAUAAUAAACAUUGCUUUUCAGCGUUUCAUGUGACAUGUGCAAAGGCUGCAAAUCUUUGUAUGAAGAUGAACUCUCAGUCAUCUCAAUCAGAAGAGGGCGUGAUUUUGAAAGCGUAUUGCGAGAGACAUACACCAAAAGACUACUACAUAGAGAAACCGUCAGUUGUAGUUAACAGCAGCAUCCCAGAUUGUCGUCGUCAUCAUCGUCGCAGUAGCAGUGAAGAGGAAGAAGUAGACGGAAAGGAAGAGGAAGAUGGCGCACCACCAGCGAGAGGAGAAUUGAAUGGAACAAGACAACGAGGCAGAGGACGUGGACGUGGACGAGGCGAAGGCAGAGGUCGAGGUAGAGGUCGAGGCAGGCCCAGUAGACAGGCAUUAAGCGAUCAGCAACAACAGCACAUGGAUGAAGCCAACAAUAAGGAAGCUCGUGCUCAUCAACACCACUACUCCACUGGCGCCCCCAUUGCCCCCGACAUCAUCUUGGCAAAGAUUGACAACUUACCAUGCGUACGAUUCUCAGGCAUCCGAAAGCGACCUCAGGCAGUUACUGCCAUUGCGCAUUACUGGUCAUUAAAGAGAGAAUCAAGGCGAGGUGCUCCCUUGCUGAAAAGAUUACAUUUGGAGCCCUGGACAGCCUAUUCAAAAUACACGGCAGGAGAAGACGACCAGUUGGUUCGAAAGAUGGUCAUUACUCAACUACGUGCAGAUCUAGAAAAGGUGCGCAUGUUGUCUGAGCAAGUGCAGAAGCGAGAGCGACUCAAAUUGGAACAGACAAAGAAGCAGAAGGCGUAUUUAGAGAUGAUCUUCUUUCCAUUGGAAUAUGUCAUUCGACCGGUAUUGAACCAGUUCAUGGAGAUUGACCGCAAAAAACUGUUUUUAAAUCAUGUCACCAUGGAUGAAGCAGCAGACUACCACAAAAUCAUCAAGCAACCCAUGUGCUUUUCUGAAAUCUGCCAAAAGCUAGCAAGCCACUCUUACGCCACACUGGAUCAGUUCAAAGACGAUGUACGAUUGAUUUGGACCAACAGCAUGGACUACAAUACGGCGGAUACAAGCUUCUAUAAGGUGGCCAGUAAACUGAAGAAUGCAUCACAGAAACUGUUUGACAGCGCAGAAGCCAAGCUGAGUCGACUUGGUCUAUUGCAAGAUGGCAUGCUGGAUGAGCAAAUUGACGAUGCUCUGUUUACUUAUGAUGCUACUUUUGAUGAGGACGAUUUAAUCGAUGUAGAGGAACAUCAGCCAGUUCAAGUGGUAGAUACGGAAGCUGAGGCUCGCUUGAAGUUAGAAAAGAAGCGUUUGAUGGCCGAGAAAGAGGCAGAACAUCAGAGAGCUAUCAGAGCUAGAGUGGAAGGUAGAGCCAAAGCAAGAGCAUUGCGCGAAGAAAAUAGACGAAAGGGCAUUUUAUCGCAAAUGAAUCCAGUUGAAGAGGAGAUCAAGUCAAGAACACUUCGCAAGCUGAGAGAUCGAGGCCAUCUUGCAGUCCCUGUCAAUGCUCCCUCCAGUCCAAAUCAAGGCCCUUUUCUGGAUUCAGUUACAAACGACAGUCUGGCACACUUGCCUUCUCAACCACGACUCAAUAUGGACCGUAAUGAAACUCCAAUGACGCUAGCUGAAACCACCAUUGAGGAGCAACAACCAGCAUCAGCACAGCCUGUCAAUCACACAGCCGAGCAAGUGAAUGAUCUCAAAGUAGAGCAAUCAGUCGAUUCAUCAGCGGCCCUUAGAGAACCGUCUAAUUUAUUAAUUACCCAGGUUUCAUCUUUAUCAACAGCAGAAAGUGACGCUUGUGUGGAUUCGCCCAUGAGAGACUCAUUCCUUGAUCAAAACAACAAAGCGGAGAAGAAGGAGACACGGGAGCCAUCUAUCUUACAGAGUAAAGAAAAGCACAAAGAGACCAGUUUCAUGCCUACCAAACGCAAACAUUCAUCUCUUUGUGUGACACCAAGAUUGACUCGUAGCAACGGCCUACAAGCAAGCAUAGAAGAACUGACGAAACGUCCCAAAAUAUCUCAAGAAGCGAGAGCCUUGUAUGCCUCCUACAAUGGUGUCUCUCACUUGGAUCGUCCUCAGGAAGUGUACAAAGAAAACCGCAAAAAGCAUGCGCCUGUGGGUUGGGUUUGGUUGGAAGACGAUGAUGCUGACGACGAUGACGAUGAAGAAGAAGAGGGGGGUGACGACAGGCAAGAAGCCAACAUGGAUCUAGAUAAAGCUUCAGCCGGAGGUACUGGCUCUGCGAAGAAACAAGCAAGACUAGGACGCAAUGAUAUUCCUGUUCCUCGAUUUAACAAGGGUGAAAUUGUGUGGGCUCGCGUCAAUAAAUACCCAUCUCAUCCUGCCAAGUUUUUGAAUCUGUCAGACGAAGAAGCAGGCCCCAAACUCGUAGCCAGUCGAAGAUAUACAGGUGAUGUCUUGGUAGAGUUCCUUAAGGUGCCUGAAAUGCAUCGAUUUGGCUGGGUUGGACGUAGAACGAUUUGUGAAAUGGGCGAUCCUCAAGUGGAUAGACAAAGAUUGGAAGAAACUUUGCAAAAAAAGAUGAAAAAGAAAGAGUAUAUCCAAGAGGCUAAAGAAGGGUACCGAUGUGCAGGAUCCAUAUUGGGCCUGAAUCCUGAGCCUCUUUUGAGCGAAGUUUUUGAUCGACCACCAGAGCAAAGAAGAAAGCGAAAACAUGCAAGCAGCAAGAAGCGUAAAUAA